This is a messenger RNA of Castor canadensis (American beaver), 1257 nucleotides long. The record is from RefSeq and is a predicted model, not a curated record. NCBI's taxonomy places the organism in Eukaryota, Metazoa, Chordata, Mammalia, Rodentia, Castoridae.
AGCUUUUUUUCUUCUUUUAUCAUUUUUACAUUUUCUUACAUGUGUAUAUAUUUUUUUGUGCCACCUACCCCCACACUCCUACACCCCUGCUUCCAACCCCUGUUCCACCCUCUUCUCCAAUUUUGUUGAAGAGAAAAGAUAAGAGAUAAUAAGAAAGACAUAGUGUUUUUGUUAGUUUGGGAUAAAGAUAGCUAUACAGAGAGAAUCCUAGCAUUGCUUCCAUGCACUUGUGUAUUGCAAUCCACAUUGGUUCAUUUCUAGAAACCAAGAGCACAUAACUGGCAAUUUUGUUUUUAUUCAGCUUUGACCUUUGACAUUAAACUGUGAUGAAUCACCCUGUAUCUUCUUUAAAAGUCUUUACUAAAUAUCAGAACAUACCUGGACAUGCUUGGGUUUUUCUGUAUCUAGAUGUUAGUGUUUUACUUUUCUGUUCAAAACAUGAUUGUAUAUCUCAUUUACAUAUUGCUUUGUAUUUUGAAUACCUUCAUGUACAUUACCCAAUUUAAACCUUCCAGUAAUGCUGAUUGUAGACCAGGCACCCAAUCAGAAAGCUGCGAUCGGAGCGGUUCAGAGGUCUUUUUAGAGUAUUUUUAGCAGAGGCAGAAUUAGAACACAAUCUGCAAGCCCCACACCAUAAUCUGUAGCCUUGGUUGGAGUGUGAGCUACACAUUCUGAUGCUCAGAUGUGAGUACCCACUUUGGGAACUUUCUACAGCUAUCAACACUUUCUAUAAAAAUACUUCCUGUCACCCACCUAGCAAAUAAAGCAUGAGCUGCUGGAGUCCCAGCACCAAGUGGCCUCACUGCAAGACAUGUCUUGUCAACUCCUGGUGAAUGCUGAAGGUACAGACUGCCUAGAAGCCAAAGAAAAAGUCCAUGUUAUUGGAAAUCGGCUCAAACUUCUCCUGAAGGAGGUCAGUCAUCACAUCCAGGAUCUGGAGAAGUUACUGGACAUGUCAAGCAGUCAGCAGGAUUUGUCAUCCUGGUCUUCUGCUGAUGAACUGGACACAUCAGGAUCUGUGAGUCCUACAUCAGGAAGGAGUACCCCAAACAGACAGAAAUCGGUAACUUUCCACUAGUUGUUUUCAGCUGGCCCAGGGAAGGGAACACUGGCAAGUGACAGUAUUUGUGCCUCCCACAGUGUCCACAGGCUCAAAGCAGGAAAAUCCAAGCAGGAGAAGGCUGUCAUCUGUACAGAGCUCCUUCCUUACCGUGCUGCGUGCCCUUCUCGCAUGCGCUCGGGAAUGGAAAAUAGCAA